Messenger RNA from Manis javanica (Malayan pangolin), 2183 nucleotides. NCBI's taxonomy places the organism in Eukaryota, Metazoa, Chordata, Mammalia, Pholidota, Manidae. The record is from RefSeq and is a predicted model, not a curated record.
AUGGCGGCGGGGGCGAGGAAGGAAGGGCGCCACGAGAGUAAGACGGGGCUGUACGAGCUGGUGUGGCGGGUGCUGCACGCUCCGCUCCUCUUGCACCGCACGGUCUCCUCCUGGCUCCGCGGUCGGUUCGGCACCUGGAACGGGAUCUGGCGGCGCUGCUGUCGCGCCGCCUCCGCUGCGGUCCUAGCGCCGCUCGUCUUCACGCUCCGCAAGCCCCCGGCUGUCGGCAGGAACCGCCGUCACCACCCGCACCCGAGAGGGAGGCCGGGUCCGGCCGCCGCUCACCUCCGGCUGCGUUGGCGCGCGGACGGCCGUUCCCUGGAGAAGCUGCCUGUGCACAUGGGCCUGGUGGUCACCGAGCAAGAUCAGGAGCCCAGCUUCACCGAUAUCGUGGUGUGGUUGGUGUAUGGCCGUGGGCAUCUCCUAACAUUAGCGUCUACGACCACCAAGGGCUCAAAGCUUGAAUUCCCCUUGUGGCUGGCAAAAGGACUGUUUGACAACAGGCAGCAGAUCCUUUCUGUGGAACUUCCCAUGAUUUACCAAGAAGGUUGGAGGACUGUGUUCAGUGCAGAUGCCAAUGUGGUGGACCUCCACAAAAUGGUGCCACAUUUCUACGGGUUUGGCUCCCAACCCCUGCAUUUUGACAGUCCAGAGAAUACAGAUAUUUCCCAGUCUCUCCUGCAAACAUUUAUUGGACGUUUUUGCUGCAUCAUGGACUCCUCCCAGAAUGCCUACAAUGAGGACACUUCAGCACUGGUCGCCAGGCUAGACGAGAUGGAGAGGGGCUUAUUUCAAAUAGGGCAGAAAGGACUGAAUGACUUUCAGUGUUGGGAGAAGGGGCAGGCUUCUCAGAUCAUAGCUUUCACCCUCGUUCAGAACUACAAGAAGAGAAAAUUCACUGACAUGGACGAUUGAAGAUCAGAAGAACACAGAAUUGCUCCUUGUAGACUUAUCCCUCUGGGUAUCCUUGAUAGGAGCCUAUUCUGCCUUGUAAAGGGCCAGAGUCAUUGCCCAUCUCAUGGCUUAUUGCCUGCAGCCAUCUCAGGAGGCUACUAUCUGGGUGGAAGAGAACAAACUGGACAAUAUGCCUGGCCCUAUGAGUCUGUCCCAGCCUUCUGACCUAUAACCCAGGCUUACUUAACCCAGGAACCCACAGCCAAGGAGAAAUCAAAGUCCUCCACAAAUAAGGAUCAUUAAUACAAACAUUAAAACAGAGUUGGGACUGGGAUUCCUUGAGCCUGGGAGUUUGGAUGGCCUCCAAUGCCCGGUUUCUCCAGCUCCUUUAAAGUACAGGUACAAAUGGGCUAUUGUAGCCUGUUCACAAAAUGUUCUCUUGGACUUAAUCGCCUCGUCUGCCUCAUGGUUGCCCCAAGGAUGGCACAUCCAGGACUCUGGCCUUACUUGUAAAUACCACCUGCCUGUGGGGAGUUACUCCCAUUUCCAAACACAGUGGCCAAGAAUAAGGAAGGAAAAGGAAGAGCAGGUGAAUGGCAAGGCUUUUAUAAAAAUGAAGAUGCUGCUUUCCUCUUCUGUAAUCAGGGCUUCAUGAACUGGACUUCACAUACCUCUCCUGUCAACCUAGGGGGGAAAUGGUUAAAUAGCUGCUUUUGUGUCCUCGAUCUUUAGAAGCACAUGCACAGUUAUUCCAUUCCCUCCCUAUAAAAGCUGUCAGGGAGUUGUUUGGAAUUGCAAAGUAGUUAUUAAAGGGUGUUAACCAGCCCUUACAACAUGGAAAUCAAGACUUUAAGGUUACUGGUUAGGAAGAGCUCUGUUUGAGAUGUUAGCAAUGGCACAUGUAAGUGGGCAUGAGACCUUGAUUAUGGCUUUCUCUCUUCAAUAAAUUUUGUGACAUUACAUAGAGGAUUCCUGUCCCUUUACUGAGAAUCUGUUUAAGCAAGCACAAAACUCUUCCCCUGAAGAUCAAGCAGGAAACCUCAAGCCGAGGAAGAAACAGCAUUCCCUGUCAGCCACUGUUCACAGGGCAACUGUCUCCACACCAGCUUCCCACAACCAGUGAAAAUUUUCUUUGUCAUUAUAACUUACAGAGGGUUUUGGGAAUCCAGGUUGUGGAGCUGUCUUGAUGCAAGCUUAGAAUGUUAGAAAUGCUUUUUAAAUGCCUGUUGUAACUGAUGUUUUUAUAAUUUGAUUUUGGUGUUAAAUAAAUGAUCCACUUUGCACAUGAA